UUCUUUUGUGGAUUGUUAUGUCUCAUUAUACCUGGCAUAAUGUGACUGAGAGUUCAAGAAUCACUACCAAGCAUUCUUUUUCAACCUUGUCAUUUGUUGCCGAGAUCUUUAUCUUCCUUUAUGUUGGUAUGGAUGCCUUGGACAUUGAAAAAUGGAAAUUCGUCAAUGAUAGUCCUGGAACAUCUAUUGCAGCUAGUUCAGUAUUGUUGGGCCUAAUUCUUGUUGGAAGAGCAGCUUUUGUUUUCCCCUUAUCCUUUUUAUCCAACUUGGCUAAAAAAUCACCAAAUGAGAAAAUUAGCUUCAGACAGCAAGUGAUUAUUUGGUGGGCAGGUCUUAUGAGGGGGUUGUUUCAAUGGCACUUGAACAUAAUCAGGUAG
Molecule: messenger RNA, 377 nt
Organism: Vigna unguiculata (cowpea)
Lineage: Eukaryota; Viridiplantae; Streptophyta; Magnoliopsida; Fabales; Fabaceae
Source: RefSeq, a predicted model, not a curated record